Messenger RNA from Chinchilla lanigera (long-tailed chinchilla), 2283 nucleotides. It is a transcript of the gene Lhx9, whose product is annotated as LIM homeobox 9. Gene Ontology annotation, molecular function: RNA polymerase II transcription regulatory region sequence-specific DNA binding; DNA-binding transcription factor activity, RNA polymerase II-specific. Gene Ontology annotation, cellular component: nucleus. The record is from RefSeq and is a predicted model, not a curated record. The coding region runs from base 593 to 1759 and encodes 388 amino acids. Gene Ontology annotation, biological process: neuron differentiation; regulation of transcription by RNA polymerase II. Lineage: Eukaryota; Metazoa; Chordata; Mammalia; Rodentia; Chinchillidae. The transcript is spliced from 8 exons.
GGGAGGCGGGGAGGAGGUGGAUGAGCAAUGAAUGGCUUAGCCCCGUUUUCCCGCAGGAGCUACCGCCCAUUCACGGUCUAUGCAGGCACCAGCUGGCGGCAGCAUCUUUUAGGUUCGAGCUCCUGGAAGGCGAAGGCUGGCUAGGGGGCCAGGAGCCCAUAGGGCACACCGCGGGACUCCCAGCCCCCAGACUACUCCCGGCUGCGCCCGGCUUCAAGACGCUCUCGGCUUUAUGAGGCUCGGUUACCGCGGAGUCCUCCAUUAACACCUCCUCUGGUUAUUUAGAGGCUGUAAGGGCUGGACCAGCCUCAGAGCGCGUGUCGGGGCACCGGCCCACGUCGUACCCUCUGCCCUGUCCUCCCUCCUCCUCCGUCCGAUUUGAAAGCACAAACAGAAAAUAAAAGACAGGUGGAGGGAGCCGAAGGUCAGAGAGGGACUUCUGGCUAGACUCGGGGACUGGCCCGCACCUUUGGCCGACACCUCCCACCCUCCAAGCGCCCAGCACCAAAUUCCUGGGGGAAAUAUCUGACAUCUGGACAUCAAGUGCAACCACUACCACCAGACAGCGUAAUCAACUCCUUUCGCUCUAAGAAUGCUGAACGGCACCACGCUAGAGGCAGCCAUGCUGUUCCACGGGAUCUCCGGAGGCCACAUCCAAGGCAUCAUGGAAGAGAUGGAGCGCAGAUCCAAGACCGAGGCCCGUUUGGGUAAAGGCGCUCAGCUCAACGGCCGCGACGCGGGGAUGCCCCCGCUGAGCCCGGAGAAGCCCGCUCUGUGCGCGGGGUGCGGGGGCAAGAUCUCGGACAGGUACUACUUGCUGGCCGUGGACAAGCAGUGGCACCUGAGGUGCCUGAAGUGCUGUGAAUGUAAGCUGGCGCUGGAGUCGGAGCUCACCUGCUUCGCCAAGGACGGCAGCAUUUACUGCAAGGAGGAUUACUACAGAAGGUUCUCUGUGCAGAGAUGUGCCCGCUGCCACCUUGGCAUUUCUGCCUCCGAGAUGGUCAUGCGCGCCCGAGACUCUGUCUACCACCUGAGCUGCUUCACCUGCUCCACCUGCAACAAGACCCUGACCACGGGGGACCAUUUCGGCAUGAAGGACAGCCUGGUGUACUGCCGCGCCCACUUCGAGACCCUCUUGCAAGGAGAGUAUCCACCGCAGCUGAGCUACACGGAGCUGGCGGCCAAGAGCGGCAGCUUGGCCCUUCCUUACUUCAACGGCACCGGCACCGUGCAGAAAGGGCGGCCCCGGAAACGGAAGAGCCCGGCGCUGGGAGUGGACAUCGUCAAUUACAACUCAGGUUGUAAUGAGAAUGAGGCAGACCACUUGGACCGGGACCAGCAGCCUUAUCCACCCUCACAGAAGACCAAGCGCAUGCGAACCUCCUUUAAGCACCAUCAGCUCCGGACCAUGAAAUCCUACUUUGCCAUCAACCAUAACCCGGAUGCCAAGGACCUCAAGCAACUUGCUCAGAAAACAGGACUGACCAAAAGAGUUUUGCAGGUUUGGUUCCAAAACGCAAGAGCCAAAUUCAGAAGGAACCUUUUGCGGCAGGAGAAUGGGGGUGUUGAUAAAGCCGAUGGCGCGUCGCUUCCGGCCCCGCCCUCAGCAGACAGCGGAGCUCUCACUCCACCCGGCACUGCGACCACUUUAACAGACCUGACCAAUCCCACUAUCACUGUAGUGACAUCUGUGACCUCUAACAUGGACAGCCACGAAUCCGGAAGCCCCUCACAAACUACCUUAACGAACCUUUUCUAACAUUGGUUUAUUUUUUUUAAACUCUUCCUCUUCUUUUCAUUAUUCUAAUUAUUAUUAUUUUAUUAUUUACAAGACUUUUUUUUUUCCUUCUAACCCAUAAACUAUUUGGGGAAUAAACAUAACAGCUUGGUGUGUAGCAUCUGCAGCCACUUGGCAAAUGAGUUUACAGUUUUGUCUCCUUUAAGAAACGUAGUUUUUCUGCAAAGUGUAUUUGGAUUUUUUUUUCUCUAAUUAGGUCUCUUAGUCGGUGACAGGAGUUUUGAAUCAUUCUAAUAAGUGCCUCUUAAAAUUGUAUGUUACUUAUUUCCAGAAUCUAGGAGAAAAAAAAAAAUGAGUGGUAUAAUGACGGGCAAGUAAUCAUAUUUCCGCUUCAGUGAUUAGAACAAUGAAUCAGAUAAUUAAUUAGUUAUUUUAAAAAUCUUGUAACUAUGUAUCAUUAUGGAACUUUGAAAAUUGCACAUUUUAAAAGCUUUAAAACUGAAAAAAUGUACUGAGUAUUCCUAUUUCUUACCCGAACUGUUAAU